UCCACCAAACACGACCUUGCUCCUCACAAGAAAUCAAAAAUCAUUACUAGAGAAUUCUAAUUCCUAGGGUUUCACUCACCAACCUCCCCCCCUUUGACAUUGCAGAGAGCACUGAAUCUCCAACCCGGGAGAAAUUAGGGUUUCUCGAAGAAGGGGAUGAAGGUUUUGGUGGGGAGCCCUGGGACAGUGAGCGGAUUGGCGCUGAGAUUGGGGCAAUGUCUCUUCGCUGGGGCUUCGAUUGGGGUCAUGGUGUCUGCUCUAGGGUUUUCCAACUAUACUGCGUUCUGCUACUUGAUUGCUUCCAUGGGACUACAAGUAUUAUGGAGUUUGGGUCUCGCCUGUCUUGAUGUCUACGCUCUAAGGAUAAAGAGAGAUCUUCACAAUCCUGUUUUAGUGAGUUUGUUCGUGGUUGGGGACUGGGUAACAGCAACUCUGUCGCUUGCUGCAGCAUGCUCUUCUGCAGGUGUGACAGUUCUGUUUAUAAGGGAUGUAGAUUUCUGCAGGACAUAUACUCAGAUUGCAUGCGGUAUGUAUGAGAUCUCCAUUGUCCUGGCUUUCAUUACGUGGCUGUUCAUUGCCAUGUCUUCUGUUGUCAUGUUUUGGCUGCUUGCCUCAGUUUGACUCUAUUUGUCUACUCUGUGUUGUGUAUUAUUACUCUGUCCAGUGAAGAACGCUACAUUCACUUUAGUUUUAAUGAUCGAAGCCGUUGGCAUUGCAAAAUACAAAUUCUGUUGCUCGAGUGUUCAAAAGGUUUCAAGGUUUUGUUUAUUGACUUAAGUGGUGUAAGUGAAACAUGUUUAUAUAUGAAUUGUGGUAUCGUCAAUACUA
Molecule: messenger RNA, 828 nt
Organism: Asparagus officinalis (garden asparagus)
Lineage: Eukaryota; Viridiplantae; Streptophyta; Magnoliopsida; Asparagales; Asparagaceae
Product: CASP-like protein 5B3
Exons: 3
Coding region: 157-621 (154 amino acids)
Cellular component (GO): membrane
Source: RefSeq, a predicted model, not a curated record